Botrytis byssoidea is the source of this 788-nucleotide messenger RNA. RefSeq lists its product as uncharacterized. NCBI's taxonomy places the organism in Eukaryota, Fungi, Ascomycota, Leotiomycetes, Helotiales, Sclerotiniaceae. Bases 1 to 780 code for a protein of 259 amino acids. The record is from RefSeq and is a predicted model, not a curated record. The transcript has 5 exons.
AUGUCUUGCCAUUGUCUUAAGCCUAACAAGUUUCUCAAAAACUUAGGCAAUGAGACUUUGUCUGUCAAUGUUGGUAUUGGUAACUCGGUAUAUAUCCCUGUUUCAUCUCUCAGAACUGUUCAAAAGCCUCGAACCAAGAUAUACAUCAAAAGCCAACCAUCCCGAGUAGAAAUUGGUCGUCUCAAGUUAGAGCUCCUCACAGAGUUUAAUGGAAGCCUCAAAACUCUGGUCAGCUUAUACUCACUUGCCGAAAGAUGGGAAAUCCAGAACUUGAUGAAUCGAACUAUCGAUGCUAUUCAAGAUGGUUAUCCUGAGUUUGGUGCUGUCUUCGGCCCCGGUCUUGCGGCCCAAAUUUGGCAAGAGACAAAGUUGGAUUCUACCCUGCGAGAAUUUUGUGUUGCAAGCACAGUUAUGCAUAUGGAUCGUGGUUGCACUAAGCUUCGCCAAGAAGUGAUGACAAACUGUAUCGUUCUUCCUGGAUACUUCCAAGGCAUGCUUAGAUGGGUCUCCAGAUAUUUCCAUCUGAUGGGUCGACGUUCAAAGGAAGUUGCGGAACCAUGGAACUCGAAUGAAAGUUUUAGCAUGCUUCAUAGAUCUAAACUCUGCCCCUGUCACUUUCACGUACACCCUGCUGGUCAGGCACACAAAGGACACAAAUUAUGUGCAGUUCCGUUCAUAGAUUGCUCUCAUCCAGGAGAUGAUAAGAUGGAAGGACUUGACAUCUUGAAUCUGGUUAUGGGAUCUGCGAUGAUGGGAUGCAACCUGUGCGAUUCAGAGUAGGAGCAUCG